Molecule: messenger RNA, 1656 nt
Organism: Mizuhopecten yessoensis (Yesso scallop)
Lineage: Eukaryota; Metazoa; Mollusca; Bivalvia; Pectinida; Pectinidae
Exons: 3
Coding region: 138-551 (137 amino acids)
Source: RefSeq, a predicted model, not a curated record
GAUUUUUUUCCCAAAUUCCCUGUCAACAUGUACACAAACGCGAGGAAAGCUACAGCAUGAUAUUGAAAUUGACGAGUGCACGAUAUACAAUACUUGAACUCUGAUUGAAGGGUUUGCUCCCAUUACAUGUAAUUACUAUGGCUGCAGUGGAUGAUGAUGCGCUUGCCAAGUUUCUGACUCGAGUGGCAGACAAGAUGGAUGAGGAAGCUGCAAAGCGGGACCAAGGCAAGAAAGAGACUGAAAGUCUUAAACAGGAAGCAGCUGCCAUGCUUGACCUUGACCUUGAUGAGUUCACAUUUGAGGUCGGCACACAAUCAGGUCCCCUGGACUUAUCUGGUAAUGCAGCAUCUGGAAAUAAGUCAGGAUCUACACACCCGAAGGAAAAAAGCGCCGAGUCUUUGGAGGACCUGUUGACGGGACUGAAGAACAGGAUCAACACCUCUGACACCUGGCUCACAGAGAACACGGCCAGUAAGUGGCAGACUGAAAACCCAGAGGUGGCUGAACAGUACCUCAAGGCUAUGACUCAGGAUAGAGAAGAGGAACUUUGAUCCCACUGUAUACCAUCAGGCAGUAAUCAAACGCAUUGGAUGCAAGCGAGAAGGUCUGGUUCGCCUUGAUGCUUACAAAAGUGACGGUCACAUUGGACCUGUUGAUAGACUCAAGUAAAGGAUUGUUGAUGAAAGCCUAUCUAAAUGCAUAUUCUCAGAGUAAGUGUUUAGGACAGUGUUCUGUGCUUAUACAAUGGUACAAAACAUAGUGUUCUAUACAUCAUGGAUGAGUUUACCUGAACGUAACAUGUGUAGUAAAAAAUGGCUGAUUUUUAUGGGAUAAAAGUUUCAGAUUGAUACAGUAUCUGAUGUGUUUUAUCUGGUAUGCGGACCAAAUAGUUUUCCAGUGUUUGUUAGUUUGUUAUUUAAGACUAAUCCUUAAUUAUGCUGGUACAAGUACAACUUUUAAAGAAACACUUAAUUUUCUUCAAAAGCUUUACACAUGUACUUUUAUUGUUGCUGUCCGAUAAAAAGUUCAAAUAGAAUCUUUUGCUACAUGUACUGCCUGAAAGUGUUUGUAUUUCUAUCAUCAAAUCCUGUAGACAAUAUGAGCUUGUCAAAUUUGCGGGGCAAUAUGUUCCUUUAUCAAGACACAAAAAACCAAUACCACUUGUAUUACAUAAAACUAAAGAGAAAUAUAAUAGGAUGUAACUAAUAUUCAAAAGUAAUAAGAUAGCAUAGGAUUUAGGAAAUGAUAUACCUCAAGACCAUGCCUUCAUGUAUUUACAGCACUCAUAGGAGAGGAUAGAUUUCUUUGUUUUAUCCUUACCAUCACCCGAUAAGAAAAAAUCAUAAUGAAACAUUGUCGGAGGGCAACGUUGAUAAAUUUUCCACUAACUUUAACCCUAGUUGAACAUUGAGAUGGAAACGUGAGGCCAGGACAAGUACACAUAUUUUACCUCUGCAGAAUCCCUUCAGCCCACACUGUAGUGGAGUAUAUUCAGUUGAUUUAGCAAUCAUCUUCAGAAUAAAAUAAAUUUUAGAUGAAAGAAAAUUCAAUGGACUUUAUUUUAUAAAUUUUCAGGUCUUUUUAACAUACAUAAAAAACUUUGAUGCCAUGUUUUUACUUACAAUAAAAAAAUCACAAAUACAUGUUGUUUUCUUA